GAGCGUAACGUAGGAAAAAAAGGUUCAGUACUAUCGCCGCGUCAGAUGAUUAGCUAAUAGUAAAAACACUGUCAAACAACUGAUAGUUCGUUUCUCUUUUCAGCAUUACGAAACGUUGUAAGUUCUCAAUAAUGUAUAUUGAUCCGUUAUUUACACUUUGAAGCCUCUCUCUCAUUGCUGAAAUGCUGAAAAUGAAACUACCGAUGAAAACGGGCGAGGAAGGAGGCGACGAAACGGCCGAAGACGAUUCAUUGGAUCAGUCGGAGCACCAACAUAUUCCCAGGGCGGCAUCUCCCUCCUCGGUCUCCGACAGGCUGGAGGAGUCGCCCAGAUCUCAUGUGAAUCCAUCCCAGUUGGACAAGGAGACUGUUUUUGAGUGGUUCGGCCUACAUCUGAACCCCGCUAAGCGGGUCGAAUUCAUGUGUGGGCUCCUACAUAUGUGCCAACCCCUGGAGCUCCGCUUUUUGGGAUCUUAUUUAGAGGACCUCGCAAGGAAGGAUUACCAUGUUUUACGGGACUUUGAGUUUCGGGCAAAUACUCCGAGCGAUUUAGGCGUUUUAACGGACGUGAUUGACCCAGUGGUUAGGUCUAAACUCCUAGUCUGCCUGUCCCUCCUAGGGUCUGACAGCAGGGAAUGUGCUGGAAUACUCUUUCGGAUACUGAGCCAUGUAGACCCGGCCUUGUUCUACAAAACGUAUGACUUCUCCCAUCUUCCAUUCAGGGGUUCUCGCCUCCACCCGUUCCAUCCACCGUGUCAGGACGGGAAUGUGUUCGGGCGGUCAGAGCAGACCUGCGGCUUCUCCACGAACGAAACAGCGGCAGGACCCCUGGAGCAGUUGGCGCUGCUUUUUACCAUGGCCUCUCUACACCCAGCUUUCCAUUUCCACCAACGGGAGACGGUCCGAGGGCAGCUUGACAAAAUAGAACUUGCUUUAGAAGAGAGACGUCAAAAUCAGCUUAGAAUAAACGCCCAGACAACGGAGCUAACAGGUCAGAAGGCAGAUUAUCUGCCUUCCCCAACGCUUGGUUUGGGAGAGUGUACAGCUUCCCAUCCUCCUUGCCAGAGCCGACGCUCCAGUCGCUGGGUAACACAAAGAGAAGCGGUGCAUAUAGAGGGAAUUGUGCUCAGGGGCAUCUCUCGGACCGGAAUAGAGAGGGAAUACAACUUUGAGGUGAAGUGGUCAGACUCCUCUUCUAGCAGUGUGACUAAAACCCAUCUGGAACUGGAGAACUUCCUUCUUAAGCUUCCUAAGGAUCAGUGUACUGAGUCUUUUGAGAAGAGCAUCCUGAGGCUUCUUAACCAGGGGGGCCAGCAUGAGAGCAGGGAGGUGGAGAAGAACCUCAGGGAAAGGUUCCUGUCAGCUCCUCCAGUCUUCAGACAGACUAGAAAGGUCUGUAGCUUCUUCAAUUGUGACUCCAGUUACUCUGCGAAACCUGCUUCUUGCAGAUGCAACUGCCAGCUUGGAAAGGCCUACCAAGGAGACUGCUCUGAUGCCUCCAGUCAGGAGGAAGAUUUAGAGUCGUAUGUUCAAGGACACAAAAAAAAGCACGGGACCAAGAGUCCAUGUCAAGGUCUCUCUACUGCCAAAGCCUCCCAGGGGGAUAGUCGGAGGGGGGGCCACACUGCAGAGGUCAAUGGUCCAGCAGAGAGGAGGAAGAAGAGCUGUACACUGAGGAGUAAUCAGGACGCUGAACAGCAGAAGCAGCAGGACACUGAGAAAAGAAGCCACCCAGGCACUAAAACCAAGAACAGAGUCCUACCCACAGACAGUGCUAUGUCCCAAUGUCUUCCACGUCCUUUCAGGGAGAACGGGAAGGGGAAAGGGGCUACCUUUGUGACCAAUGGUAGUUUGGUGCCAGCUCUGUCGCCUCAGAGGAAAGGUGGGGGUUCCGGUCCAGAUUCUUUUGGUGAAACAUCAUCAGAAAGCUACAGCUCUCCAUCCAGCCCUCAACACAGAGGACCAGAGAGCCUGGAUAGUGAGGAUGACAACAACAAAUAUACGGACAGCCACUCUGAUGACUCCAGUAAAGGUCCCGGCCCUGAAAUGUUCUUCACACACCAGACCAAUCCAGCUGUUUUGGGGGAGGUCUCCUCUGUCCAUCCUCUGGCUUCCAGCAACCAUCAGUCCCAGAUGGAGCCCCUCUACCCAGAGACCAGCACAGAAUUACCCCCACUCUCCUUCAUGCAUUCUCUGCCCUAUGUGCUCCCCAACGGGCCCACUGACUCUCCGCUUCCACUGGUCCCUCCUCCUAGCCAAAGCAUCAUCCCUGAUGGGAAACCCUCAUCUGGGAAAAUGAUGAUGCAGAUGCCCCUAGUGCCUCCGGUCAUCCCAGGGCCUGGAAUUGUGGGAGACCCAGAGAAGAGGGACAUUCUCCCAACCUUUGGGAUUCCGCCUAACGGCCUCCACCCUCCAGGAAGUCUUGCUGUGCAGCCUUUGCUUCAGAGGUUCAAAACAGGUCUCUCUCACAGCCAGGGUGGUACUGAUGGAGUCUCAGGGAGUUGUUCUACCCCUGCUGUCCCACAGGCUUCACAUCAGGCCCCUGUAAGAGCCAUUAGUGUCAUGACCCCAGGCCCCACAUCCUUCUCCUCUCCUCUUCAGCAGUCUCUGCCCUGCCAAGACCCGGCUAGUGUCAGCUCAGGCCCGGCCUCCUCUCUGCCACAUGUGGAGAGUUCACAUGCCAAGCACCCUGGCUUAACCUUACCGUGUGGCCUGCCUUCUCCUUACACUCUGCCCCCUAUCCCCACAUCUGUCAUGCCUCCUGGAGGAGCACCUGCAGCCACUGGAAUAGCUCCGUCUCCUGGACAUGUACAAGCAGUCGUUCCUCCAGCUGUGCCCACCCACACCCCUGGACCUGCCCCUAGCACCAGCCCAGCACUUACUCACAGCACGGCACACAGUGACUGUACAUCCUACAGCAACAGCAGCCCUUCCAUAGGAAGCGCCCCUGUUGCCCCUGGCAACCCUAUUCAGCAAACCAAGCAGCAACAAGUGGCUCCCCAGCAGCAGCAGCAGCAGCAGCAGCAGCAGCAGCAGCAGCAGCAGCAGCAGCAGCAGCAGCAGCUGCUAGUGGGCUGUGGGACUUGUGGCUGUCAUAACAACUGUGGCACACGAGGCAGCAGCAGCAACAACAGCAGUGUCAGCGGUGCCUCCAGCUGCCAAGCACCAAUAUUCUUCCCUGCCCACCAAAUGGCAGCAGCAGCACGGCAGGUGUUCAGCGUUCCUCCACCUCUCUUCCAGCUAACAAGCCUGUGCAGUAACAGCUACCUCACCCAGGCCCAGCCUCCUCACCAAGCCAACGGUGCCACCCUGCCCCCCUUCUUUACCGCUGCUCCACCUCCCGCACACCCGUCCCCCUACGGCCCUCUCCACACCCACUCUCACAGCCAUGCAGAUGUGCCAUCGCACAUGCUGGGCACCCAGGCUGCAGCAGUGGCAGUUGCCGCAGCUGCAAACUACAACCUCCAGCAGCAGAUGGCGCCAGCAGCAUCGUUCUGUCAGCGUGUUUACCAGCACGUAUACCAUAAUCCUCUGGGGAUGCUGUCUGCUGCGACACUGGGGGGAGCUGGAGUCAAUAAGAAGAACGGCAAUGUAUCCUGUUAUAACUGUGGUGUCAGUGGCCACUACGCUCAGGACUGCAACCAGCCCUCCAUAGACUCCACACAGCAAGGUGGCUUCCGGUUAAAAUACGCAGCCUCUCACAUUUCAGAAGCAUUUGACAAUGUGGACUGAAGAAGAAAGGAUGAAGAGUUCCUCUGGUCUCGUUUCCACGGUGACGGUCCUCUGUUCUUCCCCAGGCUAUGUGUGUGGGCAGUGCACACUUCUGUGUACUUCAGGAAAAAAAAAAAAAAAAUCUCAAAAAGAAAGACUGACCUGCAAAGGGCUCAGUGGACAGAGCCUAAGUACUUGUGCCUGAGGAAGUCUUUUUCCCUCGGAGAUGAUACACUGUCUUGCGUACACCAACUGUCCACAUGACUCCCGGUCCCUUCCCUUUCAGUUUGUUUUUGAUAUUUUUGCACUGAGGGUUGGAAACAUUUAACUUAUUACUUAUUAGGACGUUGACAGAUUUUGGGAAAAUUUUUGUUUUGUUUUUACAUUAAACCGGAGAAUAGUCUUGAUUAAAAAGGUUCUUAAACACUUAUUUCUAAAACAGCGUAUUUAUGCAUUUUCCUCAUUAUUACUGUUCACCUGAGAUUUUACUGUCUGACAGAAUUAUAUAGCGGUUUUCAAAAAUUAAGACGAAUCAAAAAGUAAUUGUAAGCGCAAUGGAUUUUAUGUUUGUUUUCAGUUUUGCUGUAAGUUUUUUGAAUGUACAACUUCUCUUUUAAGGAAUCUGACUGUAUCAAAAUGUAUGGAUCACAUGCAUUUUUGCCAUUUGAUGUAUAUUUGGUUGGAAGGUAAUCGCUGCUUUGUAUUUUUUUUUUUUUUUUUUUUUUUAUUGUUUUCCUUGGUCAAAUGCACUAUAGUGAAACACGCACGUAAGUGCACUAAAACAGUCCACGGCAAACCAAGUUGAUGUAAGGAUUCUUUCAUUUUCUUUAUCAAAAUCAACAUGAAAUUGCAAACUAAUCAGCAAAUACAGCAUUCUGAUGGUUUUAGUAUACUUUAGUAUUACAGGUGUGAAAUAACUUUUUAUGGCUAACAUUUUAGAGUGAGCAAGUUCUCUGUGUAGAAAUACAAUAAGAAGAAAAUCUUUCAACCCUGAUCCAAGUUAAAUGAACUAACAAAAGUCACCUCACUUCUCUAUCAUUCAUCUGCCCGGCAGAAUGCAAUGGUACUUGGUCUCUGUGGUCUGAAGAAAAUCUUUGUUUUUCCCCUGACCCCUUAACCUUUAGUCUAGAGCUGGGGAAAAAUUCCAACUUGUACACAGAAAAUACUAAAAUCUGCUACCCUGAAGAUGAAGCUAGUCUGGUUUGGACACUCAUAAGCUUUGGUCUUACUCAAGACAAGACUUAAGGUUUUUUAACCGCUACUGGGAG
Messenger RNA from Xiphias gladius (swordfish), 4978 nucleotides. RefSeq names its product zinc finger, CCHC domain containing 2 (gene zcchc2). Gene Ontology annotation, molecular function: zinc ion binding; nucleic acid binding. The transcript is spliced from 14 exons. Bases 183 to 3731 code for a protein of 1182 amino acids. NCBI's taxonomy places the organism in Eukaryota, Metazoa, Chordata, Actinopteri, Istiophoriformes, Xiphiidae. The record is from RefSeq and is a predicted model, not a curated record.